Molecule: messenger RNA, 1616 nt
Organism: Ostrinia furnacalis (Asian corn borer)
Lineage: Eukaryota; Metazoa; Arthropoda; Insecta; Lepidoptera; Crambidae
Exons: 3
Coding region: 40-528 (162 amino acids)
Molecular function (GO): fatty acyl-CoA hydrolase activity
Source: RefSeq, a predicted model, not a curated record
AACGUAGGAGAUAACAGAAUAGCUUUAAUAUCAAGAAACAUGGCUUCUCGUGGGUCUCGUUUAAUAAAGGCAUUAGAAUUGUAUACGAAAUUCAAACCAAAUCAAUUUGACACCAGCGUUAUUUUAAAGCAGGUGAAAAUAAACUCCAUAACGGCUGGAGUGAGCCGUAGCACGUUCACAGUGGAACGCAGCAUGUGCAAUGGCGGCGACACUUUACACGGAGGCUUUAUUGCGGCUUGUGUAGAUGCUUUGUCAACGUUCGCACACCUGGGAACUACGGGGAAAAUUGCGUGGACCAUGGGUUUGAAUCUUGAUUUCAUCGCAGCAGCUCGCAUCGGCGAGGUGAUAACGGUCGAGACUUCGGUGCUCCGUCCAGGCAGUCUCACAGCGGUGGAGACCUCCUUCCGAAACUCUCAGGGGGCGCUAGUAGCCAAGGGAACCACGACGCUGAUGAAUGGAAGGGACCAGUACCAGAAGUUGGUCAAGGAAAUCUACCACUUUGAUCCAAAUGAAGUGGAUGAUGAAUGAUUGUAAUAGCCUGCUGUAUUUUUUUAUCGUACUUUUAAUAAUAUAACCUUAUUAUUUUUGUUAGUUCAACCUACUUAAAGAAAAUUAUAUCGAUUAACAAUAUUCAAAAUUACAAAUAGUAUUUUUGUUAUUUCAUCAAAAUCCUUUCAUUUUUUUUAAUUAUGAGACCAUCAAAAUUUUUUACGAGUUACUUACACUAUAAUACGAGUAAGUAGAUCAUUAAAUUACUGCCAAAGUUUUAAUUAAGAAACAUCCACCUAUUCAGAGCUUAAGGUUUGAAAUUCAAAUUGCAGUCAAAUGACUGCUCCCGUCUUUCUAGUGUUAAAUUAAAUAACUACUCAAACUUUUUUAAUCUGACUGGCCAUUCACAUCACCACUAACUUUUAUGCCUAAAAAAAAACAAACGCCAAAUUUUUAAUCUAUUACCCGCGUUUCCCGCCACAAUCACAAAUCUUUUGUUUACAUUAUGCAUGACAGAGGAAUUUUUGUGUUCGGCGCAGAUAUAAUUCAUACAGAUUCACGUGACAAUGUAUCUUCCCUGCCCUUGGAGUUGUCUUGGAGAAUAUUCUCGUAAGUUUCUCAUGUCUUGAUAAGUAACGCGACGUAUAUUUCAGUUUUUUCAUUUGCAUGCGAGUGUUAUAUUUUAUACUUUACGUCUAAUGAAAUUAUAGGAACGUCGUGAAAGUCACGUCUUAUGAAAAAAGCUGCGCACAGAAUAAAAUAUAUUAACAUGAAUUUAUAGCAAAUAAAAGUCAAGAAUGUUUGACAAUAUUUAUGUGGACUUAUUUUAUUUUAUUGUUAUAAAAAAAAUAUUACCAGUACUAACUUAUGUAAGAGGACUUGAGUGAGGAGGACUAUUUUCAGUAGUGGACGUCGUUUGGCUAAAACGAUGAAGUUGAGUAGGUAUUUUAAAUUUAAAAUAAAUCUCAUAAACUCAGUGAUUAUUUUUUUUAAAUUAAUUUUCAGGUUCUUAGACGGUACGGCAUUAAGAAAUGCGAGUUUUGCUUACAAAAAAUGGAAGAGGAUAAUAAUUUGUAACAAAAAAUUGAGAAGACGUCUGAACAGUUUCGAACUGUCCAUAGUUUUGG